Aspergillus tanneri is the source of this 423-nucleotide messenger RNA. RefSeq lists its product as uncharacterized. The record is from RefSeq and is a predicted model, not a curated record. The transcript is spliced from 2 exons. NCBI's taxonomy places the organism in Eukaryota, Fungi, Ascomycota, Eurotiomycetes, Eurotiales, Aspergillaceae. The coding region runs from base 1 to 423 and encodes 140 amino acids.
AUGGUUUUUGGCGUCCUGGCUGGUGGCUCACCGGAUAGGCCUGUCUGGCCAAGCAAUAGUAUCCCGGAUAAUCCUGGUCAUGGGGUUUCUCUUUCAUUCAGCCUUCAAAGUUUCAGUGACCAACUGGAUCUUGUCGCCGAGUGGGUGUAUGAAAUGGCAAACGAGGCCGUCGUGGUCCUGCAGCGAACAAUUCUGGAAAGGCAGGCUAAGACAGAUCAACAUGCCACCGCCGACCUGAAUACGCCUUGCUCUCUUAGCAUCUGGCAAGGCCAGCGUCUGAACAUACCGGAUCGGUUAGGUUAUGCAACGUCAUGCUUAGGCGGUGGCCUCCUUGGCGGCUCAUCCAUCAUCCACCACUGGCUGCCACAGAGUGUCCACUAUGCCGUCAUGGCUGCAGGAGCUGGGUAUCGUGAGCGACAUUGA